GUAAGAGUAAUUUGCUUCUGAUUAGUAACUACCAACAUAAGUCGAGUCGUGAUAUUUAUAUUAAGCAAAUGUUGACGCUGCAAUCAAUUUGUUAAAAGAACACUAUUAGAUUAGUAAGAGAGUGGUCACAUUAAUCAAGUUCAAGAGCAUUUUUAUGAAGCAAGUGAGAUCAUUAAAAGAAUCAAGAAGAUGCAGAAAUUCUAUCGGAAACAGAUUCUCUACCCUGCAAAGGUUUAGUCUGUUGCGCACAUUCUGCCCUUCCCAGACCCCCGCUUGUGGAAUUACACUUGGUAUGCUGUUGUUGUAAGUUACUAAGUUUCCCCACAUAAAAUUGUUACAAUGUCUAACCAGGUGUAAAAAUGUUUUCUAAUUCUUUCAUGCUCACAACUCACAAGUCAAGAAUUACUAACCUCCUAUGAUAUUUAUUAAUUCCUGAUCAGCCUCCCUUUAGUCUCAGUUAUCCAACCAGAUCUUAUAGCAACCUGUGAAGACCCCAUUAUAUUUGAACUGCAACAACAUUUUCCUCAUGUUUGAUUCAAAAUGAUGCAUUUCACAUGGAUAAUUCUCAGAACAUAAAGGCCUUUUACUAAAUUAUUCAUAAACUAUACACUCAAAAGGCAAAACCUGAAGCAGCCAUGAUUUUUUCAAUAAGCAGCCAGCCUUUAAUAAGCAGCCUCUAUAAAAAGCUAAAGUUUUGCUAGACCUUUGACUCCUUCCACAUAAUACUUUCAUAUGUUAGAAAACUCAAGUGGGGGCUUUCCUAAUACUACUUAAAGUCCUUCCACCUUUGUACAGUUUCUUAUACGAUUCACUGACCGCAAACAAGUCCAACUGUCAAAACUAUGCUGCAUUUGGCAUAGAUAAAUUUUAUAUCUCAAAAUGAAGGCAUUACUAAGGGAAAGGUUUUACUUAUCGUUGCUCCCGUGUUUGUAUUCCAUACAUUUCUGUUUAAGUGCAACGGAUACUAUUACUACGACCUAUUUUCUGAGAGAUGGCGAUGCCAAUAUUGCUUCAACUGGAGGAACAUUCGAAAUGGGAUUCUUCAGUCCUGGUAAUUCGGAAAAUCGCUAUGUGGGCAUGUGGUACAAGAACAUAUCUGUUAGGACAGUUGUGUGGAUUGCCAACAGAGAAGCUCCUUUGAUCAGUGGAUCGGGUAUCUUGAAAGUAAUCAAGCCAGGAAUUCUUGUCCUUUUCAACGGUACUAACAAUGUUGUGUGGUCGACUAAUACCUCAAGAUCCUUGCAGAAUCCUGUUGCGCAGUUGCUGGAUUCUGGAAAUUUUGUUGUCAAAGAAGCUGGUGAUGAUAGCCCCGGGAAUAUCCUAUGGCAGAGCUUUGACCACCCAACUGAUACGCUAUUAGCAGGCAUGAAGCUUGGCAAAAACUUUGUAACUGGCAGAGAGGUGUAUUUGUCAUCAUGGAAGAAUGAGGACGAUCCAGCUCCGGGUGAUUCUACAUAUCACUGUGAUCCUUCGGGUUUCCCACAAAAUAUCCUGAAGAAAGGCUCAAAUGUUGUAUAUCGUUCUGGGCCGUGGAAUGGCCGCUCUUUCAGUGGGACACAAAACUCAAGAGAAGGUCCUUUCUAUACAUAUGGAGUAUAUUCAAGUAAGACGGAGGUAUAUUUUGGAUAUAAGCUCAAAUCUUCAGUUCGCGUGAGGUUGACAUUAAGUUACAAUGGAGUCUUACAGGUUUGGACUUGGAGUGACGGAGACCAAGGAUGGGUCCCUUUCCUCUUAAUACCCGGUGAUAGCUGUGAUAUGUAUAAGUUGUGUGGUGCAUAUGGUAGCUGCAAUAGUCAAGAUUCUCCAGAAUGUGGAUGCUUAGACAAAUUUGUGCCCAACAAUAGUGACGCUUGGAAGAGGACAGAUUGGUCAGGUGGUUGUGCUCGGAGAACUGAACUAAAUUGCCUUCAAGGAGACGUAUUUUUGAAGUAUUCACAUGUUAAAUUGCCAGAUACGCGGAAUUCCUGGUCCAAUGUGACUAUCACACUGGAAGAAUGCAAGAAUAUCUGCGCCAAGAAUUGCUCUUGUAUGGCUUACUCCAAUUCUGACAUACUCAAUGGAGGAAGUGGAUGCUUAUUGUGGUUCCAGGAUCUGCUUGACAUUCGGCAAGGACCCAACGGAGGGCAAGAUAUCUACAUUAGAAUGGCUGCUUCUGAAUCAGAUAGUUUGGAGCAAUCAGAUGUAAAGAAAGGAAAAGUACUUUUCUGGAUUCUACCAUUAUCAGUUGGUUUGAUGUUGGUAUUCCUUGGUUUGCUGAUCAUCCAUAGAAGAAGGAAGAAGGCUUUAGUGCUUAAACGGAAAGGAAGGUCAGGAUGCAGUGGCAAUUACAAGAUGAAUUACAACAGUGGCAAUUGCUCUGAAGAAUUUGAAAUACCACUGUUUGACUUAUCUACUAUAGCAAAGGCUACCAAUAACUUCUCAAUCGACAGACAGAUUGGAGAGGGUGGUUUUGGACCUGUUUAUAAGGGCAUACUUGAAGGACAGGAAAUAGCAGUCAAGCGGCUGUCUAGAACUUCCACACAAGGAGAAACUGAGUUCACGAAUGAAGUUAUAUAUAAUGUCAAACUUAAACACAGGAAUCUGGUGAAGAUUCUUGGUUGCUGCAUUGAAGGGGAAGAGAAAAUGUUGAUCUAUGAGUACUUGCCAAAUGGGAGUCUUGAUUCAUUUAUAUUUGAUGACGCACAGAGCAAGGUUUUAGACUGGCCUAAGCGAUUUCACAUUAUCAAUGGUAUAGCUCGGGGACUUAUGUAUCUGCAUCAAGAUUCUCAAUUGAGAAUAAUCCACAGAGACCUGAAAGCUAACAACAUCUUGUUAGACAAGGACAUGAAUCCAAAGAUAUCAGACUUUGGCAUAGCAAAACUAUGUGAAGAGAAUGACAUUGGAGCCAAGACAAACCGAGUUGUUGGAACAUACGGGUAUCUCUCACCGGAAUAUGCAUUGCAUGGGAGAUACUCAGUAAAAUCAGAUGUAUUUAGCUUUGGUAUCUUAAUAUUGGAGAUUGUGAGCGGGAAAAGCAACAGAAGAUUCUCCCAUCCAGACCACAACCUACUUGGACAUGCAUGGAAACUCUAUAAGGAAGGUAGGUCAAUAGAACUACUUGAUGAAUACCUAAGGAAUUCUUGUUCAACACCCCACGUGGAACGAUCAAUUUGUGUUGGUCUGUUAUGUGUCCAAGAAUGUCCAGAAGAUCGUCCAAGUAUGUCCACUGUGGUUAUGAUGUUAAACAACGAAGGUGUAUUGCCAAAGGCUAAACGGCCAGGUUUCUACAUUGAAAGAGAUGCACCUGAUGGUGAACUCUCGUUAAGCCAUACUGAGACCCCCAUCACUAUAUUGGUUGCACAAUAAGACAUGUUGGUUCACUUGCUUAUAACAAACUUGCAAUUGUAAAAAACUUUUCUUUAAUUCUUUGUAGAAAUGUGGUAAAAUAUAUUUGGUGUGUCAAUUAUAUCAAACAUAUGUAAAUUUCUCAAUCUCAUUUAAUUUUUUUGUCUCAUCAUAUUUAACAGUAAUCCUCUGCUUUAUA
Messenger RNA from Capsicum annuum, 3523 nucleotides. Its product is annotated as G-type lectin S-receptor-like serine/threonine-protein kinase At4g27290. Gene Ontology annotation, biological process: protein phosphorylation; recognition of pollen. NCBI's taxonomy places the organism in Eukaryota, Viridiplantae, Streptophyta, Magnoliopsida, Solanales, Solanaceae. The transcript is spliced from 7 exons. Gene Ontology annotation, molecular function: protein serine/threonine kinase activity; ATP binding. The record is from RefSeq and is a predicted model, not a curated record. The coding region runs from base 880 to 3345 and encodes 821 amino acids.